Molecule: messenger RNA, 947 nt
Organism: Helianthus annuus (common sunflower)
Lineage: Eukaryota; Viridiplantae; Streptophyta; Magnoliopsida; Asterales; Asteraceae
Product: myosin heavy chain IB
Exons: 4
Coding region: 97-750 (217 amino acids)
Cellular component (GO): myosin complex
Molecular function (GO): cytoskeletal motor activity
Source: RefSeq, a predicted model, not a curated record
AGUGGGUACCAGAUCAGUUCCAUACCAGUACCAUUUGCUCAUCCAACUACAAAGACAAUAAUAAGCAGCUGAUUUUUAUUGAUCUCCAUCAUCGCCAUGUCUGGUUUUAGGCGCAAAGUUGAGAUCGAAGGGGUUGAAACCGAAACAGCAGAUUACGACACGGAGAAAGAAGAUCUGGGUGGCGAUGAAUCUAGACCGUCCGAUGGAAUGGUGACAGAAGAUCAGGAUCCGUUUGCAGGCGGUAAGGUUCGUCGGAAAGCAUCUAUGGCGAGAGUUUUCAAAGGUGAUUAUGUUGAUGUUCGAUCCAAACCCUACCUCAUGAAACUUCUCGAUAGACAAGGUGACAGGGGAGUCCUCUUUGCGGACAAAGUUUUGAAGUUUACAGGAUCAGGAAAGAUGAAAAGGCAAAUUCUACUAAUUACUGAUCGUGCCAUCUAUAUUAUCGAUCCGGAGACAUAUGUGCUUAAAAGGCGGAUCACUCUUGCUGCAGUAGAGAGGCUUUGUUUGAGUCAGUUAAGUGAUAAUUUUGUAGCGGUUAUUGUCCCAACCGAAUAUGAUCUUCUGUUGGCUAGUACUAGGAAGACUGAGAUUGUAACCGUUUUGGUGGAAUCUAUGAAGAGUACCUCAAACUAUGAGUUGGAAGUUAACCUAUCUAACAGUUUUGAGUACCAUGCUGCUUCUGAUCUUGUUAAAGAAAUUCACUUUGAGGAGGUUGAAGGUGGAACCAAAACAAGAAUUGUAAACAAGUAAAGACUGCCCAAGGCUCUGUGAUGCACAUUGUUGUGAUUUUGCUUUUUGCCUCUUUGUUUAAAUUUUAUUGUAGUUGCAUACAUUUAUUAUCAGUUAAUUUUGAUAUUAAAUCAAAGUCUCACAUACUUUAUUAUCUCUUGCAAUUGCAAUUAGACUUGAAUCUUAUGAAUGCAAUAAGCUGGGAUAAUUGUUUUUUA